Molecule: messenger RNA, 1512 nt
Organism: Perca flavescens (yellow perch)
Lineage: Eukaryota; Metazoa; Chordata; Actinopteri; Perciformes; Percidae
Exons: 7
Coding region: 126-1010 (294 amino acids)
Source: RefSeq, a predicted model, not a curated record
GUAACGUCACAUCCGGAUGUGACGUUUAUGCUCGCUCCUGAGUGCGUGCCUUGCGUCUCUUCUUCAGCGCCGCCGACAGUGUGCAAAACUCUUCAUGGUGCAAAACAACAAAUGCUAGUUUAGAAAUGGAAUCCGCUAACAUCAACGACCGGCACCUACCACAACACAAAUUAGGUCAACACUUAAGAAAAAGAGUUCUUUCUAAUGAAGCCCUUUUGUCCAAACGUGAAAAUGACCGACGUCGGUCGAAAACUAGGGUCAACCUCGGCAGAGCAUUCCGUUCAUGGAGGGAGCUUGGUUUGUGCUUGAGGAUCAAAUCCGACUCCAUGCUGGCUUUCUUCCUAUUGAACAGUUAUCUUCGUAAGUCAGAGAAUCGUCCCGAACAAGCAACCAUUGAAGAGAGUUCUUCAACGGAAUCCUGUUAUCUUCGGGAGUCAGAGAAUCAUCCCGAGCAACCAACCAUUGAAGAGAGUUCUUCAACUGAAUCCAGUGAAAGUGUGCAUGAAGAAUACCCGCUCAUGAUGUGUUCAGAAAAUGAAAUUGAGCAAGAAACUUGCGCUGCUCCUUCUGUCCAGUCAUCUGAAAAUGGAAAGGAGUCAGGAAAAAAAGAUGCUGCUUGUCAAAGACCGAAAAGUCAAAAAGAGCGGACAACAACCAGCCAGUCCGAAAAUAAAGAAAAUAGAGAUAUUCAGGAAGACGAGAAUGAAGAAUUCAGCACCUCAUUAAGUGUGGGAGAUGGACGCUACCUGGUGGAUUUGGGGAGCUCAUCAGAGUUCGUCAUCGAUGAAGAGUGCCUCUUUCAGCUGUUCAAGUCAUGCCGGGAAUGCAACAGACAAUGUACAGUUAGAAAACGUGUCACUGGUCUAAAGCUCGUGGUUAGCCAGGCGUGCUGUUUCUGUCAAAGCCACUCUAAAUGGACUAACCUGCCAGAUGAUGACGACGACGGCGGCGAUCUCCAGAUAAAUGGAAAACAAACGGCACUUGAACAGACCAACUCAGCCAAGCAGUAAUGCUAGUUGUAGUGACACUCCAAGCAGACAGUGGUUCUACGGAGUUUAUGUUUAAGUAGGAAAUAUUUUUCAACCCGUGACACAGUGGACUACGCAGCUGAACUUCUGUUUAUUUUGCUGCCUCUGUGGAGUUUGGCUGUUUUUCCUUUGUACUGUCACUGCGCUGUCGUCAACUGCUCUCUAUGGUUUUACACUUAUUUCCUGAUGCCAUCCCACACCUCAGAGAAGCAUCUGGUGCGAGCGAGAGGGUGGUUGCCUCGGCUCGCAAUAUCUGUCUGUUGACCUCCUGCAUAGGACAGCAAGUAAGUGAUUGUAAAGGCAAAGAUGGCUGCCUGAGGAAAGAUGGACCAUUUUCUUUCCAGGGAAAACCUUUUUUCAAAUUUUUUACUUCAAGACGUAAAUCUUUUGAUCUGUGUUCAUCCUUGUGCCGAUAUGUAGUUUCGCAGUAUGCAGAUGCUCGUACGAGGAUUGUUGUCAAAUAAUCAAGCAAUAUUGAAUCAUG